Molecule: messenger RNA, 6185 nt
Organism: Leptonychotes weddellii (Weddell seal)
Lineage: Eukaryota; Metazoa; Chordata; Mammalia; Carnivora; Phocidae
Gene: MKNK2
Product: MAPK interacting serine/threonine kinase 2
Biological process (GO): protein phosphorylation
Molecular function (GO): ATP binding; protein kinase activity
Source: RefSeq, a predicted model, not a curated record
GGGGCGCGUAGCCCACCCCCAGGAUUCCCCCCCGCCGGGGCUCGUGCCUGCCCCCCCGCCCCGGGUCUGGGGCUGCCCCAACCGGGUGUGCGCUGAGUGGGGGGGGAGGUCAGUGGGCCACAGUCCAGGCCCCAGCGCCUUGGGGACUGUUGGGGUCUUUCCUCCAAGAACCCCAAGUGGGGCCUGGGGCCCGCAGCCUGUGGGGGCACCUGGCAGUGUGUCCCCUGCAAACCCCAGCUGGGUGUGCACUGCCAGGGAGCUCAGCAGGCCGCAGUCCAGUCCUCAGCGCCCUGGGCCUGUGGGUCUGUGGGGUCUUUCCUCCAGGGAUCCGAGGUAGGGCUGCAGGGCCCCAAAGCCUUCCUACGUGGUCUACUGAACGGGGGAGUGGAUUGGAUGCCCCCCAGCCCUGCACCUCCCAGACACUCCAGGCCCAAGUGCUAUUUCCUGUGGGAGCGGGAAGUUUCUGCGGUGGCCCCAUGGCUGCAGCCGAGUCCUGGUCUCAGAUGAGCGCGUCUGGGGGGGGCGGCGGGCAGGUGCUGGGCUGGGGCCCCACAGGGCUGGCUCAGGGGACGCAGUGAUGUCAACGGCCGCCCCACCCCGCCAGCCACGUUAUGUAAUGGCUUCCCUGGGCCUCCUUGGGUAGGGACCUGUUGCCCUGUAGAGAAGGCAGGACUUGCGUGUGCGUGUGUGUGUAUGUGUGUGUGUGUGUGUACACACAGACACGCUGCGCACCAGGGUGGGAGGAGCAAGCUGAGACUGUUUGGGUUAGAAUUCCCAGGCCUGUCCAGCCAGCAUCUCAGGCCAGCGUGCCCCACCCCUGCCCACAUGCCUGUCAUCCGCGCUUCCCCCCCACCCCCAGGGCAGCGACACCCUUGGCACGUCCAUGUGUCCGGGGCUGGGCUGAAGGGGGGUGGACCUGAGACGUCACUGGCAGUGGUCUGUCCCCUCCUGGGGCCGGGCAGGAGCUGAGACAGGGUCAAUGUGAGGGGCCAGCACGGCGGCCAAAGCAAACUCGAACUUUCUGGAUGGUUCCAGCUGCCUCCUGCCAAGGCCUGCUGACUGGAGGCCUGAGGCCAGCCCCAGGCCCAGCCCGCCCACAUUGCUUGGGACCAGAGGCUGCGCCCAGGUGGGACUCUGGGAGUGCUGAGCGGGUGGGAAGAACACUGGACAGGGAGCCUCACCUCUGAGACGGCCCUCCGGGCCACUCUGGGACUCUACUCGCACCACACUGAGGUUGCUCCCUUGGGCCGGGGCCAGCUCCCUCCCCCCACCGGCCAGCAGCCGCACAGCGGGGACAGGCUUCUGCCAGGCAUCUCCCAACACACUUUCCCCUUUGUAAGUGAGGAAAUUGGAGGCGCAGCCAGUGCAGGGGCUUGCCCUGUUCUCCCCUGCACGUGGUGCGAGGACAUGGGAGCUGGCUCUCCCCUGGGGGUGGCUUGGCCACCCUUUCUGCCUCCGAGUUGGAGGCCGGGACAGGCGUGUGGGGGUGGUGAGGGGACCCAGCAGGCCCCCUGGGGUCCUCGCGCCCUUCCUCCGUCGGACGAGCCGUGGGCAGCUUCCUCCCAUGUCACCCACAGAUGUCCGUCAGGCCGGGGCUGAGGUCACCAGACCAAGGUGAGGUAGCUGGGAGGUGACAUCGUCGGCUGCUGACUGUGAGCCUCUUGUCUAUCCUCCCUCGUCAUCAGCCCUUUAUGUGGUUACCCUGGAGCCCCUCCUCCCAGGUGGAAGCAGUAACCUGGCGCCUCUGGAGGAGUCUUAUCAGACGGCUGUGUGCCUGACUCCUCCGGGGGCCGGACCCCUCAGCAGGCAGGGCCAGGGGCUGGGGGGUGAGCCCUGAGCAGGCGGGCUGGAGUACUCCCUUCUCCCCGCUGCCCUGCCUGGCCUGGGCCUCCUAGCAACUAUCUGCAGGGUGGGUGAGGAGGCGGGGAGGUCCUGUGCGUGUUUUCAGCCGCUCCCUCUGACCUCUGCCUGCCUCCCCUCUGCUGCCGGCCUGGCUUCCGGGCCCCCUGUCUGUAGGAAUCUGGCCCAGCUCCUUCGGCAGCGGGCCCCUCGGGGUCUCUCUAGGGCUUUCCUGGGCUUCCUUCUCUGGAUGACCCUCCAGCCAGAGCCUAGCCCCGGUUGUCCCGAGGCCCAGGGAGGGGCAGUGACUGGGCCCGGGUCACCCAGCAUCAGCAGCAGCACUGUGCACACAGGCCGCCCACACCCAGCGAGGCCCUGGCCACCUAGCCUACUAGGGUUCAGGGAGCGAAAUUAGAGCUAACUCCUGAGGGAACCUGGCUGGGCCCCAGCCUCAAAGGCCUCACACCUCAUGCUGGGGCCAUCAGUCCUCACCCUGGACCAUCUGCUCUGCAGAAAGUUCUUCCAGCAAUCCUGUGGGGCAUACGAAAUGGUUUCUCCAACCCCCAGCCGCCUUCCUUCCCUAGUCAGGAUCUGGCGCCCUUUCCCCAGUCGUGGGGGCUGGCGGGCUGCCUCCAGCGGGCCCCUCUGUCCCAGGGCUGCUUUCUUAGCUGGGCGCGGGGGCCUGGAAGGGGCUGUGUCCUGGGGGUGAAACGGGACUGGGCAGGGCCAGGCGGAGGGCGGCCCGGUGUUUCCGCUUUCCCGCCGAGGGCCUUGCAGGCCCAUCUCAUGAGCCUCCAGAGUCUGGGGGAGUGACACAGUCCGGUAACAGUGCGGCCACACAGGGAGCAGUAUGUGGGCAGGAGGACAGUGGCUCCCCAUUUGACAGAGGGGAAACUGAGGCCAGAACGGCCUUGCGCAGGAGGCCGGGGGAAAGCAGGCAGGGCCGCCCCUGCUGGGAACCCCGCCUGGAGGCCGGUGACUCAUCCCCUCACACCAACAGCCCUGCUGCCUUUGAUCCCGGGCAGCCCAGAGGUCCAGGGGCAGAAUCCUUUCGAGCUGGCCUUCUCCUUAGACCAGACCCAUCACGGGGAGACUGACUUCAGCCUGGAGCGCCCCACCCGCCCUGUACAGAUAUGCCCACGAGCCAGCCCAUCGACAUCCCGGAUGCCAAGAAGAGGGGCAAGAAGAAGAAACGGUGCCGGGCCACCGAUAGCUUCUCGGGCAGGUUUGAGGACGUCUACCAGCUCCAGGAGGAUGUGCUCGGGGAGGGCGCCCAUGCCCGCGUGCAGACCUGUGUCAACCUCAUCACCAACCAGGAGUACGCUGUCAAGAUCAUCGAGAAGCAGCCGGGCCACAUUCGGAGUCGGGUUUUCCGGGAGGUGGAGAUGCUGUAUCAGUGCCAGGGCCACAGGAAUGUUCUAGAGCUGAUAGAGUUCUUUGAGGAGGAGGAUCGCUUCUACCUGGUGUUUGAGAAGAUGCGGGGCGGCUCCAUCCUGAGCCACAUCCACAAGCGGCGGCACUUUAACGAGCUGGAGGCCAGCGUGGUCGUGCAGGACGUGGCCAGUGCCCUGGACUUCCUGCACAACAAAGGCAUCGCCCACAGGGACCUAAAGCCAGAAAACAUCCUCUGCGAGCACCCCAACCAGGUCUCCCCCGUCAAGAUCUGCGACUUCGACCUGGGCAGCGGCAUCAAACUCAACGGGGACUGCUCCCCCAUCUCCACUCCGGAGCUGCUCACCCCGUGCGGCUCGGCGGAGUACAUGGCCCCCGAGGUGGUGGAGGCCUUCAGUGAGGAAGCUAGCAUCUACGACAAGCGCUGCGACCUCUGGAGCCUGGGCGUCAUUCUCUACAUCCUGCUCAGUGGCUACCCGCCCUUCGUGGGCCACUGCGGCAGCGACUGCGGCUGGGACCGUGGCGAGGCCUGCCCGGCCUGCCAGAACAUGCUGUUUGAGAGCAUUCAGGAGGGCAAGUACGAGUUUCCUGAGAAGGAUUGGGCUCACAUCUCCUUCGCUGCCAAAGACCUCAUCUCAAAGCUCCUUGUCCGCGACGCCAAGCAGAGGCUGAGCGCCGCCCAAGUUCUGCAGCACCCUUGGGUGCAGGGGUGUGCUCCGGAGAACACUCUGCCCACACCCAUGGUCCUGCAGAGGAACAGCUGUGCCAAAGAGCUCACGUCGUUUGCGGCUGAGGCCAUCGCCAUGAACCGGCAGCUGGCUCAGCGGGAGGAGGACGCAGCCGAGGAGGCAGAGCAGGGCCCGCCCGUGGUCAUCCGAGCUACCUCCCGCUGCCUGCAGCUGUCCCCACCCUCUCAGAGCAAGCUGGCCCAGAGGCGGCAGCGAGCCAGCCUGUCUGCGGCCCCCGUGGUCCUGGUGGGAGACCACGCGUGACCCCUCGCUCCCUCUGUACAUAGGUCACUCCUUCCCCUCCCCCCACCCCCACCCCCAUCAAAUCUAAAGAUUUUUUUUAAGCUGUUGCCAGCCGGUGACCAGCAGGCUGCCCUCCCCUGGCUGGACUCCGAGGCGCUAAGCUCAGUUGGGGGGGGCUCUUUUUAUAUGAGGUUUUUGCUGUUGGGUUUUCUUCUCCUUUUUUCUGCCCUACCCCCAUUUUUGUUCUCCUUUAAAGGUGUUAAAAGCAAAGCAGACGCCUGGGGAGGAGAGUGGGGGACGUGUGUCGCUGGGCUUGCCCGGUCCCUGCCUCCCCAGCCCUGUACUGUGAAGGUCCCCCGCCUGCCCCGCCCUGCCCUAUGUGACUCAGGAGAGGAGGCGUUUGUCGUCUUCCAGAGCUGGGGGCACAGGGACGCACCCCCUCCCCAGCCUCACAGUAUUUCAGGGACGGGCCAACCCCACACCUCCCCUCAGUGACACAGCAGCUCCUUCAUCCCUCACCCGGGAGACACCCUGGUGGCCGGGUGGGGCGGGGGCUUCUCAGGUCUCCCUCGCGGCAGGAGGGGUCCUGGGUGCAGGCAGCUGGACUCCCCCCUCUGACUGACAAUCGGGGCUCUCUCAAACCUUGACCUUAAGCUGCAGCUGACCCGGGGUGGGAGGGUGCACCCACUGCCCCCUACCUUGCCCACCCAGGAGGGCGGUGCCAGAGGAAGUGGGAGGGGCUGGACAGGCGCCCGUCAGCCAACGUGGGGGUCCCAAAGACCCCCACCCCGGGCACCCGAGUGCCCCUUCUCAGGGCUCAGUCUGACCACGGCCACGUCCCGCCCCUUGUCACCCCUGGGGUCUGGCGUGGAAGCUCUGUCAGCCCCUUCCUCCUCAGAGCCAGGGCCCACCCAGGGGUCCUGCUGAAGCCCCCCACCCCCCAAGGGCAGCGUCUCGACUCUGCCCACCUUCAGGAAAACGGCCGCCGCUGCCACGGCCUCCUUCCGGGCACCCAGGAAUCGCCAUGCCCGCCUCUGCCCACCUCGGCGCUGGGGUCACAUGUCGAGGGGCCUGCCAGGCUUGGGGAGACCGACGCCCCUCCUCGUCCUCGGGUGGGAAACACUAUGCAAUACAGGCCCCCCCUUCUCCACGCACACGCGCUCCUGCUGGCCGGGGAGGGUCCCUGUGGCCCGCCCCCCGCCACCGGCUAGGCAGCGUGGCCUGGGGUCUGGCCAGGUCUCCAUGGCAGGCCAGGGCCUGGAAAGCCCUCUGGUUUCUAGUUGUUCGUCCUGUUUUGUUAAUUUUUUAAAAACAUCAGUUGACUUCCCUUCCCUGUUCUUGAAUACUUGAAUGUUGGGGGGCCUCGCGGGUGGGGGGGCCCAGAUGCUGUUUCUGUGGCAGUCUCUGGUGGCUGGUGGGGACUGACACCCCCUCCGGUCCCCCCGCCCGCCUGGAUCUGUGGACUGGCCUUUCCAAAGACCCCGGGGGGGUGGGGAGGCCGCCCCCGCCCCCACUUCGUGCCCACCAGUGAUCCCACUGUGUUGCAACUGGGGAUUCCGCCUUUUUGUAAAAAAGAAACAAACGGACCCCCGCCCGCCACAGGCGCCUUGGCCGUUUUACUCUGGAACGCGGAGCUGUGAGGAGCUUUUUUUUUUUCCCAAAGGUGGGACAGCCACUUCCUCCGCCCGCCACAUGUCAUGUGGGCCAUGGGAGCUGGAGAGACUGUCGGAACCGUUACUGUGAAUGAGCGCCUGGCUCCCAGGCCACCUGGCCCUGCGGGAGGGGAACGGCCACGUCUCAAUGUUAAGAUGUGUAAAAAAGACAAAAAAAAACUCAAGUUUUUUAAAAGUGGGGGGAAAACACCCAAGCACUUUAACUCCACCACACCAGGUGAAUCGAUACAGCUCAUUUUCCUUACACCAACUGUCAAUGCCGGAAUUUUGUAUUGUUUUGUAAGGAUUUAAUAAAAGUCAUAAAAACUUG